AUGAUCUUCAGGAACGGUGGUUCAUGCCUGCCCGGCUCGACGUGUGUGUGUCCACAGUGCUUCUCUGGUGCUGACUGUUCCCUAAUUGAUGAAAAAUGUCUCUGGCAACGAGCCAACUCUACGCAAGAUACUUGGCUGAACAUCAGGUUGAGAAGAGCAUACCUCGCUUUGAACCGACGAUUUUGUAGAGAAAACCGGGUCUUCGUGAUACCAUCGAAGAAAUACAAAGAUCUGGAUGAUGCUGUCGUCGAUUAUGAGGAACGGUACGUGUCACAACCACGUGGACGCUACCGUACCCUUCCGUGCAUCGACGUCGUCGCCGUGUCAUCAGCGGCCGUCGCCUGCACUACUGCACCCGAACCGGAUCAUCACUAUGCGGAAAUCGAAUUUCGACCGACUACCGUAUCACUGGACGAUAAAAAAUUUGCGGAGAACGCCUGCGUGGUAUAA
This is a messenger RNA of Ostertagia ostertagi, 450 nucleotides long. NCBI's taxonomy places the organism in Eukaryota, Metazoa, Nematoda, Chromadorea, Rhabditida, Trichostrongylidae. The record is from the annotation of a GenBank genome assembly.